Molecule: messenger RNA, 3325 nt
Organism: Dunckerocampus dactyliophorus (ringed pipefish)
Lineage: Eukaryota; Metazoa; Chordata; Actinopteri; Syngnathiformes; Syngnathidae
Gene: ercc5
Product: excision repair cross-complementation group 5
Exons: 15
Coding region: 101-3325 (1074 amino acids)
Biological process (GO): nucleotide-excision repair
Cellular component (GO): nucleus
Molecular function (GO): DNA endonuclease activity; single-stranded DNA binding
Source: RefSeq, a predicted model, not a curated record
ACACUGGGACAGUGGUAUUGUUGUCAAGACGGUGCAUAGUUUGUAUCGCUGUGUUGUUAUAGCUUGAUUCUGCUCACAUUGUGCUGUUACAGUAGGAGCCAUGGGAGUGCACGGACUUUGGAGGCUGCUGGAGAGUACAGGCAAACCCGUCAAUCCCGAGACACUGGAGGGAAAGAUUCUUGCUGUUGAUAUCAGUAUAUGGCUCAAUCAGGCAGUGAAAGGGGUGCGGGACCGUGAAGGCAACAGUGUCAAGAACGCCCACCUCCUCACGCUCUUCCACCGAAUUUGCAAACUGCUCUUUUUCCGCAUCCGACCAGUUUUUGUGUUUGAUGGGGAUGCUCCGCUACUUAAGAAACAGACACUGGCCUUGAGGAGGCAAAGGAAGGAAGAGUUAAGCCAAGAGUCCAAAAAGACUAAUGAGAAGCUCCUCAAGACAUUCCUGAAGAGACAAGCUAUCAAAGCUGUGCUUGGAGACAACAAUAAGGAUCCUCUACCCAGCCUCUCCACUGUGAGGAGAAAUGAGGUGGAUGACAUGUAUAUUCUACCAGCUCUGCCACCUGCAGAGGAGGAGCGGAAAAGCAGUUCAGAGGAAGAGGAAGAGAAAGAGUGUGAGGAUGUGGUUGAGCAGGUGGAAGAAAUGUAUGCGGACCCCAACUCCAUGGACAUCAACUCUGAGGAGUUUGCCUGCCUUCCACUGGAAAUGAAACACGAGAUACUCAAAGACAUGAAAGAGUUUUCCAAAAGACGCCGAACCCUGUACCACACACCUCCACAGCUCUCUGAUGACUUCUCUCAGUACCAGCUGGCCGGCUUACUGCAUAGGAACAAGCUGAAUCAACAUCUGGAGGGAGUGGAGAAAGAGAUGAACCAGCGCAGUGCUGGCAGUAUGGCACAGGUCUAUGGAGAGGACCAGGAGAGUCAUGACGUGGAGUCACGUCGACUUGUUUCAGAAGACAACUCCCACUACAUCCUUAUUAAAGGCUCUAACAAAUGUAAAAAGCCCCCCGAGAACCAGCCUGCCACUGCCGCCUGGACUGGGAACUCAACCUUUAAAAAGCGAGCAGUGGACAAACCAGAGCCUCUUUGGUGUCCGGUGUCUGAGGAAGAAGAUAAAAAGAAAGUUUCCUGUUCAGAAGACUGUAAACCCUCAGUAUCUACACAAGCAUCACCCCCUUCGCCUCGCACACUGAAGGCUAUCCAGGCUGCUAUGAGUGACGACUCAGAUGUGGAAACUGUGGAGCAGGAAAGGAGAGAUGGUAACAUUUCUCCCCGUACGCUGCUCGCCAUCCAACAAGCUCUGGCUGAGGAGGACGAGGAUGAAGCAAAGCGCAAGACUCAAAGCAGCAAGUUACAAAUAGUAAUUAGCAGUUCUGACGAAGAGACAGAACCUAUCAGAGAUGUAGCCCAAGAAAAGUCUGACUUUACAAAGAACCCACCAGCCAUAAAUGUACCUGAUAUCUUGUUAGACAUUAGUUCAGAAGAUAUGGACGAAGUAAUCGGACAGAGAAAUAAAGCUUUCCACUUUGCAGCAGAUCUUCAGGAAUUGAAUGAAGCAUCGGACCGUGGGGAGAGGAGUGAGAUGCUUAAAGCCAAGCUGGCUGGAAGUUGUAGUCAAAUAAAAAUACUUGAUGAGAGAGGAGACUGGGCACAGGGAUUAAUGUUUGAGAAGGCACAUCACACCCAUCCUGAAACGGCUGCUUGUGUGUCAGUGCAGCUGCAUGGAAAACCUCCCAGAGACGCUGAGCAGCAAAAUAAUGAACCCGCUAUUCCACAGACGAAUCGUGACGACGGGAGUGACUCAGAAGACAGCUUCUAUGAAGUAUCAGAAGAGAAACCUGAAGAGGAUGCAGAGGCGGUCCAUGAAGAUGAGACCAUGCAAGCGGAAAGUUGGCCCAAUGCCCCUGUCAGUCCUGCAGAGUCUUUGAAAUUGGAAGAAGAAAAAGACAACAAAACACACACUGAAGAGGGGGAAGAGUUGGAGGAGGGAAAAGAGAAAGCAUGUAGACCUCCUUCAGUCAAUGAAUGGGAAGAUUUUGAUGUGGACGAGCUGCAGUCUCUCGAGAGUUCUCUGCAGGUGGAACAGAGCAGCUUGAGGGAGCAGAAACAGCAGCAGGAGAGGAUGGCCAACACGGUCACAGGGCAGAUGUACUUGGAGAGCCAGGAGCUCUUGCGGCUGUUUGGGAUUCCAUUCCUUGUGGCGCCAAUGGAGGCAGAGGCGCAGUGCGCUGCACUAGACCGAACCGACCACACUAACGGGACCAUCACUGACGACUCUGAUGUUUGGCUGUUUGGAGGGCGACACGUCUACAAGAACUUCUUCAGCCACAACAAAUAUGUGGAGCACUACCAGUACAGUGACCUUCAGAACCAACUGGGUUUGGACAGAACAAAACUGAUCAACCUGGCAUACCUGCUGGGAAGUGACUACACUGAGGGCGUGCCCGGGGUUGGGUAUGUGACUGGCAUGGAAAUACUCAACGAGUUCCCGGGACCCGGAUUGGAGCCACUAACAGAGUUCUGCAAAUGGUGGUCAGAGGCUCAAGAGAAAAAGCGUUUGACCGCUAAUCCUCGGGACACCAAAGUGAAGAAGAAGCUCAGGGAGCUCAAACUUCAGCCUGGCUUCCCAAACCCUGCGGUAGCUCAAGCUUACUUGCAGCCGGCUGUCGACCAGUCGGACAGCUCCUUCAGCUGGGGACGCCCACAACUGGACAUGAUCAAAGAUUUCUGUCAAAUUCGUUUCGGCUGGAGCGGUCAAAAAACCACGGAGACCCUUCAGCCUGUGAUCAAGCAGCUCAACAUGCAGCAGACUCAGCUGAGGAUAGACACAUUCUUCCGCAUAGAGCAACAAGAAAAGCAGGCAAUCCGAAGCCAGCGACUCCGCCGGGCCAUCACCUGCAUGAAAAGAAAGGAGAAAGGGGAGGAAGAUGAGGAGUCUGAGGAAGAAAUUGUGUCUCCAUCCAAAUCCAAGAGGGGAAAGACAAUAGAGCAGAGCCAGGGGAAAGCUUCACAUGGAAAAGUGAGAGAAGAGGAAGGAUCUGUGGUCGGAGGAGGGUUCUUGGGUUCAGAGGGAAGUAAAGAAACUAUGAUUACAUCUCUGAACGAUGUGACCCGCACCAUCCAGGAGUCACGCCUGCCAAAGGUUACCACGGCAGUAGCACAGAACACGGCACAGAGCAUCAAGAGCAACAGCAGCUCUGGCGAGGACAGCGAAGACGACAACGAUGCUGAAGUUGCGAUGGUGACUGCCCGAUCUGUGUUUAAGGGAAAUGUGAGAGGAUGUGGUGCGAAAAGCAGGAGAGGAAGAGGAAGGGGAAAGAAAAACUGA